Messenger RNA from Ophidiomyces ophidiicola, 885 nucleotides. It is a transcript of the gene FMP32, whose product is annotated as Protein fmp32, mitochondrial. Lineage: Eukaryota; Fungi; Ascomycota; Eurotiomycetes; Onygenales; Onygenaceae. The record is from RefSeq and is a predicted model, not a curated record. Gene Ontology annotation, cellular component: mitochondrion. The transcript is spliced from 3 exons. Bases 1 to 885 code for a protein of 294 amino acids.
AUGGCAACAUCUAAGCCCGUGGCCCAGUUUUCCCUCGCCCACGCCGCUCCCUCCCGCCACCCUCCUUGUCUAUUCUUCGGACCUAGCGCUACGCAUCAACCGUCCAGGCGCCCAUUCCUCCCCGCUGGUGCCCGGCGACCAUCACCCGUGGAUGGUUUCUAUUCCCCUAUCCAUGCGCAACCAUUGCCUGCGAUCUUUCGCCCUGCCCACGCCUCCAUUUCACCUCCCUACGUUCUCCGGCAUGCCACCUCUACUACUCCAUUCCCUACCGCGCGCCGGGAACUCGAAGCCAGGUCUGCUCCAAUUCGACAUAACGGAGUGUAUGCUUCAGCCUUCAAACCCGCACGCCGCGAAUUUCAUGUAUCGUCGACGCAGCAGAAGGACCAUAGGUUUGAUACGCUGAAGCUGGUUCAGAGGUUGAAGAGUGAGGGUUUCAGUGAAGAGCAGGCUGUGGCGCUUAUGAGAGUGCUCAAUGAUGUUAUCGAAGAGUCGAUACGAAAUCUAACGAGAACGAUGGUGUUGAGAGAAGAUGCCGAAAGAUCUGCGUAUACACAGAAAGUUGACUUUGCCAAACUCCGCUCCGAGUUGCUAAAUUCUGACUCCACAGAGGCUCAGCUAACUCGAUCUUCGCAUGAUCGAAUUGCGGGAGAUUUAGCUAAGCUUAAUUCCCGUCUUCGCGAUGAAAUCACUCGCACACAAGCUUCUGUGCGAUUGGAUCUUAAUCUUGAAAAGGGCAGGAUCCGCGAAGAGGCAAAUGGGCAGGAAAUGAGAAUAAAAGAAACUGAAACGAGAAUCGAACAAGAGGUUGCUGGGCUAAGAGAGAGGGUAGAAGCUGUUAAAUUUUCUACCUUGCAAUGGCUGAUGGUUACUAACAUGUCUACUUAA